GGCGGGAGCGAGCUGCGGCCGUGGCUGCUGCACGGCUCUCGGCCCCGGAGCAUGCGCCAGAGCCGCCCCGGAGCCCCCCGCCAGCCCCGCCCGCGGCGCCCCGCGUCCCGCCGCCAGCGCACCCCCGGACGCUAUGGCCCACCCUUCCGGCUGGCCCCGCGUGUAGGAUGGUAGCGCACAACCAGGUGGCAGCCGACAAUGCAAUCUCCACGGCACCCGAGCCCCGACGGCGGCCCGAGCCCUCCUCCCCCGGGGCCCCCGCGCGCCCGCGGCCCUGCCUGGUGGCGGCGCCCUGCCCGGCCCCCGGCGACACGCACUUCCGCACGUUCCGCUCGCACGCCGAGUACCGGCGCAUCACCCGCGCCAGCGCGCUGCUGGACGCCUGCGGCUUCUACUGGGGACCCCUGAGCGUGCACGGCGCGCACGAGCGGCUGCGCGCCGAGCCCGUGGGCACCUUCCUGGUGCGCGACAGCCGCCAGCGCAACUGCUUCUUCGCGCUCAGCGUGAAGAUGGCCUCGGGCCCCACGAGCAUCCGCGUGCACUUCCAGGCCGGCCGCUUCCACCUGGACGGCAGCCGCGAGAGCUUCGACUGCCUCUUCGAGCUGCUGGAGCACUACGUGGCCGCGCCGCGCCGCAUGCUGGGGGCCCCGCUGCGCCAGCGCCGCGUGCGGCCGCUGCAGGAGCUGUGUCGCCAGCGCAUCGUGGCCACCGUGGGCCGCCAGAACCUGGCGCGCAUCCCCCUCAACCCCGUCCUCCGCGACUACUUGAGCUCCUUCCCCUUCCAGAUCUGAGCGCCGGCACAGGCAGCAUUAACGGGGUGGGGCGGGGGGCAGGCCUUGUUACUCUGUUUUCUAUUAUUGUUAUUAUUUUAUUAUUAUUAUUAUUAUUUCCCGGAACCACGUGGGCGCCCUCCCCGCCCGGGGGGUGGAGGGAGCGGGUGUGGAGGGGGGGGCUCGGAGGCUCCCGCUCCCGGCUGGAGAAAUCCUCCCCACCUCUUGGGGGGAGGCGCCCCCCUUCUCGGUGCUCCCUCUGGGCCCCCCCCACCCCGGUUGUCGUAGCAGCUUAACUUAACUGUAUCUGGGGCCAGGACCUGAGCCCGUACCUCUCACCCCUUCAUGUUUACAUAUACCCAGAAUCUUUGCACAAAACAGGGGUUGGGGAGGGUCUCUGGCUUUAUUUUUCUGCUGUGCAGAAUCCUAUUUUAUAUUUUUUACACCAGUUUAGGUAAUAAACUUUAUUAUGA
This is a messenger RNA of Sorex araneus (European shrew), 1243 nucleotides long. It is a transcript of the gene SOCS1, whose product is annotated as suppressor of cytokine signaling 1. Lineage: Eukaryota; Metazoa; Chordata; Mammalia; Eulipotyphla; Soricidae. The transcript is spliced from 2 exons. Gene Ontology annotation, cellular component: phosphatidylinositol 3-kinase complex. Gene Ontology annotation, biological process: intracellular signal transduction; phosphatidylinositol phosphate biosynthetic process. The record is from RefSeq and is a predicted model, not a curated record. The coding region runs from base 168 to 791 and encodes 207 amino acids. Gene Ontology annotation, molecular function: 1-phosphatidylinositol-3-kinase regulator activity.